UUAAAAUCUGAUCAGAUUGGAACUUGAAAUCGAAACAGGUCAAAACGGCUUUGGUGACACCGUCGAACGGCAGAAAAAUAACAAAAAAAUAAACCGUCCCGUAAUCCCUCCGUUCUCCCUGUCUUUGAUCAAAAUUUCAUGGAAAUGGCUUGUACUUCUUCGGUCACUGAAGAAGAACGACAAGAGCAGAAUCAACAAGCGGCGGUGAAAGAGGAGGAGUGCGUCCACAAAACAAAGACGAUACAGUUCUUGGGCCGCACUACUCCUAUCGUUCUCCAAAACGACAAUGGACCUUGCCCACUCCUCGCUAUCUGUAAUGUUCUUUUGUUGAAGAACAAUCUAAAUUUCAGCCCAGAUAUAGCAGAAGUUUCGCAAGAGAAACUAUUAUCGCUUGUUGCAGAACGUUUAAUUGAUUCCAACAGUAAUGUACAUAACAAAGAUGCAGGCUAUGUUGAAAACCAACAGCAGAAUAUUGCAGACGCUAUUGAUUUGCUUCCAUGCCUUGCAACCGGGAUUGAUGUAAAUAUAAAGUUUAGGAGGAUGGAUGAUUUCGAGUUUACCCCAGAAUGUGCCAUAUUUGAUUUGCUUGACAUCCCUUUAUAUCACGGUUGGAUAGUUGAUCCCCAAGAUUAUGAUACUGCAAAUGCGAUUGGGUCAAAGUCCUAUAAUGCUCUUGUGGGAGAGCUUGUUGCCCUGGAAACACAAAACAUAGAAGGUGGAAGUAAGGAUAACCCUGAGGAAGACUCUGUUGAUUUUGCUGCUGCAACCACUGCUACUCUGGGUGUUCCUUCUCCCUGUCUUUCAAAAGCUAGAUCUUUUGAUGAUUCUCCUUGUUCAGUCUCUGAUCACCAGACAGUAAGAAAAGGGGACCUAGAAGAAGAAGCAGAGCUAUUGAGAGUCUUAAAAUUGUCAGAGAAUGAAUUGCCCACUUCCAUGGAUGAUGCCCGUGUAACUAAUGCUAGUGAAGGGGUUCUGUCUGCUGGUUCAGAUGAAUAUACAUGUGCGAAUGGUGCUUUGCCUGUAAAUUAUGUAGAUAUUUCGGAGGAGGGCCAUAUCGGUAUUGAUAAUAAUCAUUGUGUUUUGAGCAGUGAUCUCACAUCUCUAGGAUCUCGUCCUGGGGAGCUGUCGUGUUCUCCCCCAAAGAUUGAUCAGAUUAAACCUUCAGAAACUCUUCCAGGGCAAAUGCCAUGUUGUCCCUCAGAGGCUGAUCAGAUAAAACUGCUUGAUCAGUCAACUUGCAAAGAAUCCACAGAACAUGGUUCUUGUAAUGCUAUAAUGGAGAAUUGUAGCAUUGAGUCGUCAGUCCAGAUAUCUGGUAUUACAUCCUUAUCUUGUGGAAAAAAUUCGGUUGAUGAAGACUGCAUGGAUAUUUCUCGAGGAGGCGAUCAAUUAGCUUCCAUUACAGAUAUUCAUGAACCAGCAGGUAUUUCUGGUGGUCAUGACACAGCAGAAGUAUUAUCUACUCCAAAUCCUGAUUCAGAUUCCUGUAGUGUCAUAAAGCAGAAUGCAGAUGUACCUGAAACAUUUACUUCUAGUUUUAAUGGCAGUGAGCCCAUUUAUGAAGGAGAAGAAUGCAUAUUGGGUUCAGGAACUGCAUUUUUGGAAGACCGAGAACCAGUGUAUGAAGGUGAGGUGAUUCUUGCAGAACAGGCUGAUAAAACUGUGAGGUCAAAUGAUAAAAUCACACCACAAGAAGGUGAACUGAUAACGAACUUCUUGAAGAACAGUGCUAAUCAGCUGACCUUUUAUGGCCUUUUUUGCUUACAAGAUGGUCUCAAAGAACGUGAACUUUGUGUUUUUUUCCGUAACAAUCACUUCAGCACCAUGUUUAAGUAUGAUGGUGAACUUUAUAUCUUAGCGACAGACCAGGGAUACAUAAACCAGCCUGAUUUGGUUUGGGAGAAACUAAAUGAGGUCAAUGGGGAUACGAUAUUUAUGACUGGCAACUUCAAGGAAUUCAAGGUAGAAAGUAAUGCAAAUGAUACAUGGGACGAGCACAAUGCCAUUGCCAGUACGGCUGACUAUAUUGCCAGCAUUAAUCCUGCAGCACAAGCGGGUUUGGAUAUGAAUUCUGAUCUGCAGCUUGCAAUAGCUCUGCAACAACAGGAGUUUGAGCAGCAGCAGCCUCAACGCCAUAAUUUGCAGCAACCUACUGUCAGUGGUGGUUCUGGACUGAUUACAGGUCCCCAGGUGCCAAGAACCAGUGGGAAGUACCCAUCUUCAUCUUCCAGGCCAGAAGCAAAAUCAAAGGACAAGUGCAUUGUGAUGUGAGUUUUGCUGUAGGGCAACUUGGAAGUCUGCACUGUAAAUGUUUUGUAUCUUGGCUUCAUUUUGUCCAUGACACUAAUAAACUCAUGUUACCAUACGUGUAAUUUAGAUGAGGUUUUUAUUGCAAGAAGUAUAUAGUUCCAAAUUGCUACA
Manihot esculenta (cassava) is the source of this 2421-nucleotide messenger RNA. RefSeq lists its product as uncharacterized. Gene Ontology annotation, cellular component: cell periphery; cytosol. The transcript is spliced from 13 exons. Gene Ontology annotation, biological process: protein K48-linked deubiquitination. The record is from RefSeq and is a predicted model, not a curated record. Bases 139 to 2271 code for a protein of 710 amino acids. Gene Ontology annotation, molecular function: cysteine-type deubiquitinase activity; K48-linked deubiquitinase activity; cysteine-type carboxypeptidase activity. Lineage: Eukaryota; Viridiplantae; Streptophyta; Magnoliopsida; Malpighiales; Euphorbiaceae.